Molecule: messenger RNA, 6901 nt
Organism: Oncorhynchus mykiss (rainbow trout)
Lineage: Eukaryota; Metazoa; Chordata; Actinopteri; Salmoniformes; Salmonidae
Biological process (GO): proteolysis
Molecular function (GO): serine-type endopeptidase activity
Source: RefSeq, a predicted model, not a curated record
UUUUAAGAUUGAUGGAGGCCACUGUGUUCUUGAACCUUCAAUGCUGCAGACAUUUUUGGUCUUUGUCCGCAGAUCUGUGCCUCGACACAAUCCUGUCUCGAAGUUAUAUUCUAACCAAAUUCAAUUGCUAACAUUUUGAAAAACCUGUUUCCGCUUUGUCCUUAUGGGGUAUUGUGUUUAGAUCGAUGAGGAAGAAAAAACAUUUGAUCCAUAUUAGAAUAAGGCUGUAACGUAACAAUGUGGAUAAAGGGAAGGGUUUGUUGUUAGCAGUGUGAACCCUGCCGUCAGCAUUGGCCUGUGGGGAGGGUUGCAGCGGCACACUUUGAUGCUGUCCUGCUACUGUUGGAGCCGCGCUGCGUUUCAUCGUUCAGCCGCUCACUUGGCUUAAAGAUGACUCCAAUUUGCGUCCCUCUUUUGGCUUACUUUUGUCUUUGUAUCUAGACCUCGUUUUAUGUGGACAUCUAGCUAGUGUGUGACCAUAGACCACGUUCUCUCCACUAACAGUCUGUGCAUGGGUGUACAGAACAUUGUGUCUGUUGGUGGUAUGGUCUUCUGUGGUCGCCGUUAGUGUCACAUUUUGUUGUCGGUUCUACAGAAGUCUCAAGAACCUGGGUGAUGGGUGUCUGAACAACUUGUGAUUUUCAGAGGGAAAUGAAAACUUAACACUUGGAAGUCUUUCCUGGCCAUGUGACCUGGAAGUCACUUUGUUUAGAAUCAAGGUCUGCGUUCUCCUCUUGACCUCUAUUUGACUUAUUUGUAAAACCUUAUAGAUUGGGUUAGGAGUCUUUCCUGGCCAUGUGACCUGCGCAGGAAAAAACUCUGGUUCUUCUAUUACAAUAUGUGUUAGUUCCUCUAGAAAAUAACAGGUGCAAACAUUUUGUCAAGUACAAAUUAAGCCAGGUUGCCCUGAAGUUGGGGUUCAGUUCAAACCCACAUUGCAUUAAAAAUGAAGAUGCAUACACCUUUUCCUGUUCCCAGAUAGAAUAGCAGAAUGGUUCACAGUAGAGUAGAAAUAUUCAUAAACUGCCCACACAGAUGUUGGCCUACUAGUUUUUAGAAUAAGGUGUGUGUGUGUGUGCACACAGGUAGUAAGUAGUUAUGUUAGCAACAAAGAUUUGGUUUGAUUUAAAUCUGGUCUUAAUUACAUACCGACAACACAUCAAAGAAGAGCCUUCAUAACGAUCAAUGCUGUUUUGGCUACUCAUGCUGGAGCUGCAAUGCAUAGACAUACAGCAAAAAGUUACCAAGAUUGAAAACUUUUCAAUUGAAACCUACUGGUUUGCUACUAUAAGACACAACUUAUGAUGACCACCAUUCUUACAUUAUAUCUUUAUAUAACGAUUGGUGAGUUCAUCUGAGAAAGACAAAAGUGAUGUGAACUGACAAUAUUUUAAUGGGGGGGAUAAAGGGCUGUAAGUGAUCAAUGGGGGCGGUGUCCGAGUGAUUCCCGGGGGACGGCUUUGAAGUGGGCAUCCUCUGAGAGACAUCGAGCACAAUGCCCUCUUUGACGGGCAGGGAGAAUGGCAGACGCUCCUCUCUCUCUUCUCACUGUCCCUCCCCCAUCUCUCUGUCCUCUGCUCUGUCCCUCCCUGCUUUCUCUCAUCUCUCUGUCCAUGUUCUCUCUCUCUUUCUUCCUCUCAUCUCUCCGUCCCCGUCUCCCUGUCUUCCCUAUCUCUCUGUCACUGAUACCCUGCUUUGCUCGGCCCUUUCACAACAUUAACUCUCUCACACAGCCAUAGCUCCACAACUAACUCUCUCCCUCCAAUGUUAAUGAAUUCAAACACCCCCCCUCCUUGCCUCCAAGCCCCAUCACUCCACCCCCUCCCUCCUGGCUCCCUCUCCCCCCUUUUCACAGAACCAAACCUCUUUGUAAUUUCCAGCCUUGGCAAGUUGUACUCAGAUUUGCUGUCACAGUUUUAAUGAAUUCAGCUGUUUGUGCAUUGGCCAUGGGAGCAUCUCUCCUCCCUCCCCCUCCCUCACACUCGCCCCUCCUCCACCUCUCUGGUGUUUCCCGAGGGACUCUAUAUAUACCGCAGACCACUCUACUCCUUCCUAUUGUUCCUCUAAGGAAACUUGCAGACAGAUGCCCCGCGGCAGCACAGUGUGUGUGGGAGAGUGCAGAGAGACAGCCACGAUAGAGACAAGUCUCAAGACAAUAGCUGGCGCUGCUGGACAGAGACUUUUACUACUACUACUACUACAGCUAGCCCAUUUCUUCUUCUCUGAGUUUUUGUUUGUUUUUCUUGUUGUGAUUUUUUUUUUCUUCUCCACCGCUGAGUGGUGAUCUGAUGAUCUGACGGCAUGUUGCUGGUGUCACUGCUGCUGAUGGCGAUGGACUGCUGCCUUGGAGCGCCAGCCGGGAGAGAGGUGUACAGGAUGCCUCAGAGUGCUCUGAAAGCUCUAUCGGACCGGGGUACUGUGGUUCUGGAGGCUGCGUUGACCAGUGCUCUGUCGGCUCUGGAGCUGGCAACGUCGGAGCGGAGUCAGGCCGAGGCAGUCUGUAGAGACUGUGUACCCUGUCUCUUUCAGGACUGCGGACAGCGCUCCGCACCCUGCUCCUCUCUGGAUGGCACAUUGGCUGAGCCCAGCUGUGACGUCAUUACCAAGGCUCAGAAAGUUCCGGAGGAGGGCGAGCGGAGCUGGGCGCUGAGCCAGGCAUGUGGGUAUUACCGCCGGCGGUGCCCGCCGGGCGAAAAGGAGAAGGAGGCUUGUGUGAGGAUCAUGGGCGAGAGCUGCAGUGCCCGCGUGCUCCAGUGUAGCCUCCUGAACACCAUGCAGAACCUGGAGCCUGCCACACAGACACGCACACAGGCAGUGUGUGGCCAGAGGCUGUCGGCGGUGCAGAACGUGACCCAGCCCCGCUCCCGUAUUGUGGGGGGUUCCCCGGCCCUCCCUGGCAGCUGGCCCUGGCUGGUCAACCUGCAGCUGGACGGAGGGCUGAUGUGUGGAGGGGUGCUGGUGGACAGCUCCUGGGUGGUGACCGCCGCUCACUGCUUCGCUGGCAGCCGCAGUGAUAGCUACUGGACGGCUGUGGUGGGAGAGUUUGAUAUCACCAAGACCGACCCUGACGAGCAGGUGCUCAAGGUCAACCGCAUCAUCUCCCAUCCCAAGUUCAACCCCAAGACGUUUAACAACGACAUAGCACUGGUGGAGCUGACAUCUCCGGUGGUCCUGUCGGACCGCGUGACCCCUGUGUGUCUGCCAUCAGGUCUGGAACCGCCUACUGGCAGCCCCUGUCUGGUGGCCGGCUGGGGCUCCCUCUACGAAGAUGGUCCUUCAGCUGACGUGGUGAUGGAGGCUAAGGUUCCUCUGCUGCCCCAGAGCACCUGCAAGAGCUCCCUGGGCAAGGAGCUGGUCACCAACACCAUGCUGUGUGCUGGGUACCUCUCUGGGGGCAUCGACUCCUGCCAGGGGGAUUCUGGAGGCCCUCUGAUCUACCAGGACCGUAUAUCAGGUCGCUUCCAGCUGCACGGCAUCACGUCCUGGGGAGACGGCUGUGGGGAAAAGGGCAAACCUGGGGUCUACACGCGGGUCAGCGCCUUCUCCGAUUGGAUACUCGCUGAGAUACAGAAGUCCUUUGGGAGUCGGGAGCCGACGUGCCCUGAGUUGCUGAAGACAUCGGAGCUGUCGGAGGAGCAGCAGAGGUCGGAGUUCGUCUCUCUGUGUCGCUUCUACGCCCAGACCUGCCCCCCCAGCCAGGGGACCGCUGCCUGCAACCGCCUCGUAGAGGAGAAAUGUCGCAGCCGCUUCAAGAAGUGUCAGUUGCGUUCGUUCCUGCAGACCCUGCUGGACUUGCUCCAGAGAGCAGAGGACUAUAUCAGAGACAAGGUAGACCUGACCUUCUUCACCCAGACCCUGCCUCAACUGGUGGAACACAUCUACAGUACAGCCUUCACCGCCAAGGAGAGGGAGAGGAGGGAGAUCCCACAGGAAACAGAACAGGUAUGGGGUGCUGUCCGGUCAGGGUCAGAGGAAACUGGUCCUGGGUUGUUCCAGAAGGUAGGCCCCCUGGUGGCUGACUGGGAGAACUACCUCAGGGUCAUCGCUGUGGAGUUGGACACACAGACACACGGCUCCAAACCCCUGAGCCAAGAAGAGAGCCUUUUCCUUCAGGCAGAGGACCCCUCUCUGCAUCAGCUAGAGGGGAAGUACCAGACCAUCAUCUCAGCCUUACACUCCAAACUGGACUCCAGACCGGCUCCUCCGAUCUUGCACCUGAAUACAGACCUCCUCCAGGAAAACUCUCCCAACAUUCAUGCUGUUCCCACUGAAGAGUCACCCUCCUCAUUCCCCCUUCAGGGGUCAGAGUCGCUCACAGCCCUCAUCAGUGAAAUCCGGAAAUUUGGGACACAGGUUGAAAUGGCGACAGAAGAUGCAGAAAUUAGUGUAACAUCGUUUGAAGAGGACACAUUUUCAGAUCCAACACCAGUCAGUUCAAUAGAGACUACUGAUUGGCUUAACGAAGCUGUGACCGAACAGACAACCUUACAGCGCCUGUUCCCGUCUCUGUCCACCAUCGGCAGCACCAUGUCUCCCAUAGCAACGACCUUUGACUCCAGACAGACUCUACUUCCUGGUUCUCCCUCCCUCCAGCUGUCCCUCGACCACCGGAGACGCAGGAGUCUCCGCAAGAGGCAGAUCCCUGGGGUUAAAGCUUGUCCAGGAGUAGCAGAGUCCACCCAGCAAGUGAGUGGUAUCAGAGACACAUACAAGUGGAUCCUGGGCAUCCCCACCAAGAACCUCCACAUGAACUUUCAGGAGUUGCUGGUGGACCUGAGCUCUAAGAACGAUCGGGGUCUGUACGAGGCUCGGGUCAGGGCGGUGGUGGGGGGUCGACCUCUGACCUUCUACAGCCUGGUGGGUCUGGAGAAUGAGUCCUUCUACCGUAGCAUGCCGCGCAUCAUUGCUCUGGCUCUGGACGCUCUCAAAACGUAAACAGUAUCAACUUCAACAAAACGAACACACGUCAAAGACUCAGUGGCUCAGCGAAGGUCUAGUCAGCUUGUGGUGCCAGAGACCAGAGAGGGGGAACGAACCCUGUGGGACCUAGAAACUGGCGACUACUCAUUCAGAUGGGAGGCGAGAGGACAGGCACUGGGCAUUCUAGGAGACCUAAACAUUAGGAAUGUAACAAUUCACCAAUGCACAUCAGGUCCGGUUCAAAUGCUUAAGAUGCUGAGUGCAUCCAUGUUAUUGGUGGGCGAGGAGCCCUAACUGAUCCAAAUGACGUAUGCAUCGGUCAGAAAACCCAUUUAAAAUGUUCCAAACUGACAGUUAACUGUUUUUUACUUUAUAUAGUGUUAUUCUGGGGGAAAAAACUGAUGCUUCCUCCUUUAGUUCAGUAGCCUAUCAGACUUUAUCACGUAACUGUGAAUGAGUGUGAGAUAGCAACUGUGCGUACAGUGCUGGAGACAGCUGCUCGCACCAACGAGAGGUUGUUCUAAUGGGCUAUUCGUACAUCUGCAUUCAGAUGCUUGUAAUGGCUUUCACAAUGUCAAAUCAUAGGCUUUAUUAGUUGAGUGACAACAGAUGUAAUUUGGGUCAUUUCGGGUCAUUGUUACCAAAUGAGCUGUAGAAAGUGGUUUUUACUCGAGUUGUGUAGCCGACCGGAAUGGAUACAACUCACAUCCAACUGUUGAUUUGGGGUUUUCAAUCAUUCACAUUUCAUUUAAUUGUUCAAGUUCACUAUAAGAAAUAGUUUUGGUAGUUUUGCUUUAAACAGUCAGUGUAUUUGGUCAUUUCAACAUGAACAGGGUAUGAUCAUUAAGAUCAGAAAUAAGUUUUGCCAGCUGCACAUGGUCGCAUUCAUUCAUUGGUCAGAAUGGAGAAGCUCUCUGUAAAACUCCAAACGGUCUAAACCAUUCCUUUUUGAGACGGGGUAAAAUACAAAGCUGCAUUAUAUAAAUUGGCUAAAUGCCAUGCUAAUUUAUAAAGAUAAAUAUUGACAUGGUACUAGCUGGAAACAUGUUUAAUCUGCAAAAAUGACAAGUUAAUCAGUGGGCGAUGGUGAUGUCAGAUAAAAGUGGUGGGAGAAAAAGCAUACAUUUCCCCUAAUCUGAUAGUGGGGUGGUAGAUGCUCAGUCAGCUCAGGUGCCUACCCACCAUUGACACACACACACACACACACACACACUGAGGGCCACUCCGCUUAGAGAAGUCAUCUCAGACAGAUCCAGCACAGAGAGGCCCAGCUUCUGAGCUCCCAUCAGCAGCAGUUAUUCAUUAAAAAUGGAAAAUGAAUGUGUUCAAUGCAACAACAAAGAAGUUUCCCUAAUCAAACCAAAUCGCACCGACUCGGUUCAAAUUCAAAUGUAUCGUUCCUGUAUUGUACCAAUGUGUCCAAAUGCGUAUGAAAUCGCCCGCGCAAAUGGACGCAAGUGCACGCGUGCACACACACACACUGCGUGACUUUGCUGGCCCACGCUGAAGAACAGACAGGAGAGUGACAUUACAAUAUGACAUGUCAACCCACCUGAGAGCCUGACCUCUAUGUACACACAGCCCUGAAUGUAUUGGACCAUCCUGCCUAGCAACCAUUCAUGGAGAUUAGUUGUUUUUUUACAUGGCUGGUGUAACGCAGUGAGACAGCCAUAGAAAUAGAUAGAACUCAUUUUUGUAUCUGUGCCAUUAAAAUGGUGGAAGCCCUCAUUGCCGAUGGCCAUGCUAAAACGGGUUAUAUCCAUGUAUCUAUCUCUAUGGACGCAACCCAUUCUAAUUUAUGAGCCUGUAUAAAUAAGUUAUUCAAAAUGUCUGUUUUUCUGCAAAAGGUUGAGCCUCUUGUGAAGCAAGCAGACUGUAGGACCCUUCAUACUGUACAUUGGUAUAUUAUUUUUCGUUGCUAUAUUUAUUUGUAUAGAGAACUGCUUUGUAUUUUUCUAAUAAAAUAUCAGUAAAAUUGUUA